AUGGCCUACCCGUACAUCGACACCCCGCGCACCGAAGUCGACGGAAACGCGACGUACCUGACUAACGGAUACCGCAGCGUCGGCCGCCACAAUCUCUCAGCCCUGGACUCAGUCGAAAACUCGUUCCAAACCCCCUCAAAGGACGAAGAUGUCCUGAAAGUCCUGGGCGACGCGCGCCGGCGCAGCUCUGCGGGAUCAAAGCUCAACACUCCGCGCGCGACGGCUGGCUUGAGAUCAACAAGAACCGCGUUAAACUCUCGACAGCAGCUCCCUUCGGCGAAGGGCGAAUUUACACCGAUGCUUAGGAGUGCUAUGAAGAAUAACCAGCUGAAGAAUAUGUCCACGACGCGCGGCGGAGCGGGCGGGUUGAAGACACCGGCUUAUUUGAAGGCGAAUUAUCGGAGCUCCGCAGGUACGCCGGGGCUACCGGCUAUGAGCAUGUUGGAUAUCGAGGAAGAGGAUGCGACAGCUGAUGAUCCGACGCCUGUUCCGCAGGUUGCGAGUAGCAGUAUUGCGGGUACUCCACUCCCGGGACUUGCCAGUCGGGAUCGUGGGGUGCUUGGUGAUGGAAACAACAUGACAUUGAAAGAGCAAGAGAAGAUAAUAGACAAGCUCGACAAGGACAACUUUGGACUGAAAUUGAAGGUCCAUUUCCUCCAGGAACAAUUAGAAAAGGCCGGGCCGGCCUACAACCAGGCGGCGCUCAUGGAAAACUCGGAACUCAAGGUCUCGAAGUUGACGAUGCAACGCGACAUAUCACGGUAUAAGAAGAGCCUCCAACAAGCCGAACGCGACCUCGAAGCAUAUCGCCAGCAGUUUCAGGAGCUGAAGGAGAAGAUGCGAAGGAAACACAUGGACGAGACUUUGCAGCGAGAGAUGGACUCAAUGCGAGAGGAGCUGGAGAGUAAAGACGAACGCGUGCGGGAACUCCAAGAACAAUUGCGAGAAGCGAAAGACGCUCAAUCGCAAGAGAUCGACAAGCUUCGGGAUGAUAUCGAGGACCUCGAAGCAUCUCUAAGAGAAAAGGACCGGACCAUCGAAGAGCGCGAAGAACAGAUCGAGGAAUUAAAGGACAAAGAAAACGAGGAGAAUGACGCGCUCUCAGAAUUGGAAUCGGAACUGCGACGAGCGAAAGAGCAAUUGGAGGAACUACAGGACUCUCUCGACCAGGCGAAGUCCGACGCGGUAGAAGCCAGAACCUCUGAACACCAAGCACUGGAAGAGAAGCAGAAGGCGGAGGAGAACCUUCAAGAGCUGCACGACGAGAUGGCCAAUAAGUCAAUCAGCACCAAGGGACUAUCGCGUCAACUAGAGGAAGAAAUCAAGGAACUUCGGCAAAAGAACAGCGCAUUGUCAGAGGAGCUUCAAUCGAAGACCAAGCGGGCGAGCGAGCUGGAGGAGCAAUCCCAGAAAGCUCGGCAAAGUGCAGAAGGGGAGAAGGAGAAGAUGCUUGAGGAACUGUCCCAAAUCCGACGAGAACGCGAGCUGGCUCGCCAGGAACGCGACGAAUUAUCUGCCCAGCUCCAAGAAGCACGCGAUGAAAUUCAACGCAAGACUGACGAGAAAGAUCUUCUCCACACCCGACAUCAUGCUUUGACGGACGAGUCCGGCAGCCUACAGAGCGACCUAGCCAGGGCGCAAGCCAAGAUCCGCGAACUGGAACAAGCCUUGAAUACCGAACAACAGCAGGCUUCAGAGGACGUGGAAAAUGUCCGUGCUCAUUACCUGGAGGACGUUGAGAGGUUGCAGGAGGAAAUUGAAUCGCUUCACCAUGAGAUCGAGGACAAAGAAGGCCAAUUCGCGCUGGAACAAGAUAGAUGGGAAAGUGCCCGACGCAACCUGCAGUUACAGAAGGAUAGGGCAGAGGACCAGGCGGCGGGUUUCAAGCGAACAAUUGAGAAACUCGAACAGGUGGAGCACACGCUGACAGGCAAGGAAUCCAAACUACAAGAAGUCAUCGACAGUGAAAAGGCAAGGCACUUCAACGCGGAAGCUGUUCUUGGCCGUCAAAUAAAGGAACUGAACGAUGACUUAUCGGCCAAGCGCGACGCAAUCGAUCAACUACGACAGGAACUGCUCUCAGUCAAGGAAGAGCUUCGCAUCACUAGACGCGCAGAAGUGACACUCCAGGAAAGAGUACAGUCCCUGGAGGAAGAGGUUGUUGUCCUACAGUCAAACUUGGAAGAAGAGCAAGAAUACGCCAAGAUCCGCUCACAGAAAGGACCGGCCGAGCAAGACGGCCAGGUGCUGAAGUUAGUAGCUGAGAAACAAAAGCUUCGAGACCAGCUUGCUAAUGCUCAUGUUGAACUGCAUGAUCUCAAAGCGGCCAAAGCUGAGAUUGAGGCAGACCGGGAUGAGCUUCAGGCGCAACUCGAGCAAGCCCAAAACCAGUUUGACGACACGACCCGAUUUGACAAGGAGAAGGUCGAGCUCCGCAAAUCCUCUCUCCGGCUGGAGAGCGAACUCAAAAGACUCAAGGACGACAAAUCAUCCCUGCUAGAGGUCAAGGAGGCACUCGAGAAGCAGCUUAACGAGGAAGUUGAGAGAGCUGCUUUGGAAGAGAACCGACUAUCCGCUGAAAUCGAGCAGCUUCAGGAUAAAUUACAUACCACCUCCGGCGGCAGAGAACGCGAACUCGCUCUAGCGAAGAGCAAGCUUCAGAGGUUCGAGAAGCGCAUCCACGAACUCGAAGCACUUCUUGAGCAGCAACCCGCAGACCACGAGCAGUCGGCAACUGCAGCAGAUUUGUCCCUUCUUCGGCAUAACCUGGACGAGGUACGCAGGCGCGAGAGGGCGCUCCUCCAGCGCGAAGCAGACCAGAAGUCCUCUAUUCGCACGUACCAAUCCAAGGUCGUCGAACUCGAAAAAGAGCUGCACGACGCGCUCAUCAAGAAGUACGAAACCCAGUCGCCGGCAUCAUCACCUUCCAACAAGCUACACGAGGAAGUCCGCACCCUACGGAAACAACUCUCAGACGCCCAACGGGCCCUCCGGGAACUGAAGUCCAAGAACCACAGCCUUGAGCGCACAGUCAUGCGAGAAGAGGACCAGCGCGAUCUCCACGAACUCCUCAAACAAUCCACCUUGGAAACCGAGUCCCUGGCCCUCCAGGUCUCCGAAAAAGAAGCCCAAUUGACCGAAACAGAGGCUCAACUCCGCCGAGUCCGCGAAGAGCGCGCAAACUACGCGCGAAAGGCCAACGCAGCAAUCAAGGAACUCGACACCCUGCACGACCGUUACAAGCAUGUGAUGGAAAAGGCAAGCACCAAGUCUGAGAACAGGACCAAACACGAGAAGGAAAUGCUAGGCCUAGGCAAGGAGAUUAUCUGGCUCCGCGCGAGACUCAAAAGGGAGGAGAAGUUCCGUCGGGAUCUUGCCUGGAGCAAGGGGCUAAUGGAGCUUGGGGAGCGGGUUCGCGUUGCUUGUAACGAAGCCGACCUCCGCAUGAUCUCGGAUAUGGGUGUCAGGCCCCGCGAUCGCGGCAACAUCCGGACGCCUACCGCGAAACUCAAGACCGCCGUCUCGAUGGUGAAGGCCGUCGUCCGCAUGCAGAAGAUGAGCCGGGAGUGGAAGAAGGCCACGAAACUAGGCGAGGGCCUGAAGCGCGCGAAGAACGAUGUUCUGAGGAGGCGUGAGAUGCAGAAGGAGAGGGACGGGUUAAAGGCAUAG
This is a messenger RNA of Aspergillus calidoustus, 3669 nucleotides long. Lineage: Eukaryota; Fungi; Ascomycota; Eurotiomycetes; Eurotiales; Aspergillaceae. The record is from the annotation of a GenBank genome assembly.